Messenger RNA from Fomitopsis serialis, 1118 nucleotides. Its product is annotated as proline iminopeptidase. Bases 136 to 1014 code for a protein of 292 amino acids. Gene Ontology annotation, molecular function: triacylglycerol lipase activity; peptidase activity. NCBI's taxonomy places the organism in Eukaryota, Fungi, Basidiomycota, Agaricomycetes, Polyporales, Fomitopsidaceae. The transcript is spliced from 3 exons. Gene Ontology annotation, biological process: glycerolipid catabolic process; proteolysis. The record is from RefSeq and is a predicted model, not a curated record.
GUGACCCUUAGGGGACAGUCUUAAGCAUCAUUGCUGCAGACGCCUGGAGUGCAAAUCACUGAUCACCCUCGACCUGAGAAUCCGCGAACUAUCACCGCUCCAGUACGCUAUUCCCCGCUACAAGCAAUCUCUACGAUGAAUACCUCCGUGCCGCUUAGCGAUGGUCAUAUCCCCUUCACAUACCAAGGGGAGACGUUUCAAACGUACUGUAAAGUCUUCGGACACCUGCAAGGUCGCUCCAGCAAUCCGCUCGUCGUCCUCCAUGGCGGGCCUGGCCUCACUCACGACUACCUGCUGUCUCUAUCCGAUCUCGCGACUUCGUCAGUUCCCGUCAUUCUAUACGACCAACUCGGCAACGGCAAAAGCACCCACCUGACGAACAAACCAGAGGGUUUCUGGACGAUCGACCUCUUCAUCGACGAGCUCGUCAAUUUGCUUCGACACUUCGGGAUCGAGGACUCCUUCGACAUCCUCGGACACUCCUGGGGCGGCAUCCUGGGCCUCGAGUUCGAGGUUCGCAGGCAGCCCGUGGGCUUGAAGCACUUGGUCCUGACCAAUGCGCUCGCGUCGGUUGCGUUGUAUCGCGAAGCACAGAGCAGAUUGCUCGCGACAUUCCCGGAAUGGGUUCGGGAGGGCAUGGCGGCAGGAAUCAACGAUCCGCGAAAGUACCCGGCGCUGAAGGAGUUCUACGCAAAGCACGUCUGUAAUGUCAGUCCGUGGCCGGAGGAAGUCACCGACUCCUUUGACCGGGUGUUCACUGAGGAGGGGGAUGCGACUGUGAUGUCCGCUCCCGUCGUGCGCGGUUGGUCCAUCAUUGACCGACUGCAUCUCGUGCGCGUACCAUCGCUGGUGAUCAACGGACCAGACGAUGUAUCGCAAGACUCGACGGUGGCUCCGUUAUUUUGGGGUAUUAACCGAGCAAAAUGGGUGAGGCAGGAAGGUACCAGCCAUAUGCCGUUCUGGGAGAAACGGGAGGAUUACAUGGACGCCGUCAGAGGCUUUCUGAGUUUAUGACCAAUCCCUAGUAGGCGGAAACUAUCAUGCCGACCUCUGGGUGCGGUAGCGUCACGCUUGUACGUACUACGAAGACGUACCGCCAGUCCAAUGUCCUUGAAACA